This is a messenger RNA of Lepus europaeus (European hare), 3901 nucleotides long. It is a transcript of the gene AEBP1, whose product is annotated as AE binding protein 1. Gene Ontology annotation, molecular function: RNA polymerase II transcription regulatory region sequence-specific DNA binding; metallocarboxypeptidase activity; zinc ion binding. The transcript has 21 exons. The coding region runs from base 225 to 3695 and encodes 1156 amino acids. The record is from RefSeq and is a predicted model, not a curated record. Lineage: Eukaryota; Metazoa; Chordata; Mammalia; Lagomorpha; Leporidae. Gene Ontology annotation, biological process: negative regulation of transcription by RNA polymerase II; proteolysis.
CGCCGGCGCCGAGGAGCCCCGACCGCCCGUGCCGCGCCAGCCCCGGAACUCCCGCGCUCACUCCGGAUCCCCUCUCCCGCCCCUCCCUUGCACCCCCUGAUCCCCCCUGAUCCCCCCUGAUCCCCACCCGGCCCCUCCGCGGAUCCUCCUGCGCCCCCUCGGGUCCCCUCUCCCGCCCCUCCCCUGCGCCCCCUCGGGUCCCCUUUGCCCGGACCCCCGCAACCAUGGCGGGCGCCGCGUCCCUGCUCGGCUGCCUCCUGGCGCUGCUGGCGCUGUGCCCCGGGGGGCGCCCGCAGACGGUGCUGACGGACGACGAGAUCGAGGAGUUCCUCGAGGGCUUCCUGUCCGAGCUGGGGCCCGCGCCCCGGGAGGACGACGUGGAGGCCCCGGCGCCUCCCCUGCCCACCCAGCGCGUCCGCAACGCCCAGGCGGGGGCCAGGCCGGGGGCGGCCGCUGGAGCCCCUCCGGAAAAGCCCAAAGACAAAGGCAAGAAAGGGAAGAAGGACAAAGGCCCCAAGGCGACCAAGCAGCCCCUCCUCGAGGGGUCCCCCAGGCCACCCAAGAAGGGGAAGGAGAAGCCGCCCAAGGCCACCAAGAAGCCCAAGGAGAAGCCGCUUGAAGCCACCAAGAAGCCCAAGGAGAAGCCACCCAAGGCCACCAAGAAACCCAAGGAGAAGCCGCCCAAGGCCACCAAGAAACCCAAAGAGAAGCCGCCCAAGGCCACCAAGAAGCCCAAGGAUAGGACGCUCGAGGCCACCAAGAGACCCAAGGAGAAGCCCUCCAUGCCAGCCCCUGCAGAAACCCUGGAGUGGCCCCUGCCCCCAGCCGCCAGCCCCAUUCCAGAGCUGUCACUCUGGGAGGGAGACAAGGCCGCCCCAGAUGCCUGGCAGGGCCCAGAGGAGGAGGCCCGUGUGGAGCCCCAGGAGCCCCAGCCCGAGCCCGAGGAGGAAACGGAGGUGCCCACGCUGGACUACAACGACCAGAUAGAGCGCGAGGACUAUGAGGACUUCGAGUACAUCCGGCGCCAGAAGCCCAGGCCGCCCAGCAGGAAGAGGCCCGAGCGGCUGUGGCCCCAGCGCCCUGAGGAGAAGGCCAAGGAGGCAGAGGAGAAGACGGAACCACCUCCAGAGCCGCUGCUACCCCCUCUGCCCCCCGACUAUGGGGACGGCUUUGUGAUCCCCAACUACGACGACAUGGACUAUUACUUCCCGCCCCCGCCCGCCCCGGAGCCCGACGCUGAGCAGGACACCCACGAGGAGAAAGAGGAGCGGAAGAAACCCAGAAAGGAGGGCAGCGGCCCCCAGGAGGAGACGGAGGACAGGUGGGCCGUGGAGAAGGGCAAGGACCAAGGGCCCUCGAAGGGCAAGGAGCUGGAGGAGGAGUGGGCACCCACGGAGAAGAUCAAGUGCCCACCCAUUGGGAUGGAGUCCCACCGUAUCGAGGACAACCAGAUCCGUGCCUCCUCCAUGCUCCGCCAUGGCCUGGGGGCCCAGCGUGGCCGGCUCAACAUGCAGGCUGGUGCCAACGAGGACGACUACUACGAUGGGGCGUGGUGUGCUGAGGAUGACUCGCAGACCCAGUGGAUCGAGGUGGACACCAGGAGGACCACCCGGUUCACGGGCGUCAUCACCCAGGGCCGAGACUCCAGCAUCCACGACGACUUCGUGACCACCUUCUUCGUGGGCUUCAGCAAUGACAGUCAGACGUGGGUGAUGUACACCAACGGCUACGAGGAGAUGACCUUCCACGGCAACGUGGACAAGGACACGCCCGUGCUGAGCGAGCUCCCGGAGCCCGUGGUGGCCCGCUUCAUCCGCAUCUACCCGCUCACCUGGAAUGGUAGCCUGUGCAUGCGCCUGGAGGUGCUGGGCUGCCCUGUGUCCCCUGUCUACAGCUACUAUGCACAGAAUGAGGUAGUGACCACUGAUGACCUGGACUUCCGGCACCACAGCUACAAGGACAUGCGCCAGCUGAUGAAGGUGGUGAACGAGGAGUGCCCCACCAUCACGCGCACGUACAGCCUGGGCAAGAGCUCGCGCGGCCUCAAAAUCUAUGCCAUGGAGAUCUCCGACAACCCUGGGGAGCAUGAGCUGGGGGAACCCGAGUUCCGCUACACAGCCGGGAUCCACGGCAAUGAGGUGCUGGGCCGAGAGCUGCUGCUGCUGCUGAUGCAGUACCUGUGCCGCGAGUACCGUGAUGGGAACCCCCGCGUGCGCAACCUGGUGCAGGACACACGCAUCCACCUGGUGCCCUCGCUGAACCCCGAUGGCUACGAGGUGGCCGCACAGAUGGGCUCGGAAUUUGGGAACUGGGCACUGGGACUGUGGACCGAGGAGGGAUUUGACAUCUUUGAGGACUUCCCGGAUCUCAACUCUGUGCUCUGGGGAGCGGAGGAGAGGAAAUGGGUCCCUUAUCGGGUCCCCAACAAUAACCUGCCCAUCCCUGAGCGCUACCUGUCCCCUGACGCCACGGUGUCCACAGAGGUCCGGGCCAUCAUCGCCUGGAUGGAGAAAAACCCCUUUGUGCUGGGAGCAAACCUGAAUGGUGGUGAGCGGCUCGUGUCCUAUCCCUACGACAUGGCCCGCACGCCCAGCCAGGAGCAGCUGCUGGCCGCGGCCAUGGCCGCCGCACGGGGAGAGGACGAUGACGAGGUCUCCGAGGCCCAGGAGACCCCAGACCAUGCCAUCUUCCGCUGGCUGGCCAUCUCCUUCGCCUCCGCCCACCUCACGAUGACCGAGCCCUACCGGGGCGGGUGCCAAGCCCAAGACUACACCAGCGGCACGGGCAUCGUCAACGGGGCCAAGUGGAACCCCCGGUCAGGCACCAUCAACGACUUCAGCUACCUGCAUACCAACUGCCUGGAGCUCUCCAUCUACCUGGGCUGCGACAAGUUCCCCCACGAGAGUGAGCUGCCCCGGGAGUGGGAGAACAACAAGGAAGCACUGCUCACCUUCAUGGAGCAGGUGCACCGUGGCAUCAAGGGAGUGGUGACAGACGAGCAAGGCAUCCCCAUUGCCAAUGCCACCAUCUCUGUGAGUGGCAUCAACCACGGUGUGAAGACAGCCAGCGGGGGUGAUUACUGGCGCAUCCUGAACCCGGGCGAGUACCGGGUGACGGCGCAUGCUGAUGGCUACACCGCAAGCUCCAAGACCUGCAACGUGGACUAUGACAUCGGGGCCACCCAGUGCAACUUCGUGCUGGCACGCUCCAACUGGAAGCGCAUCCGGGAGAUCCUGGCCAUGAACGGAAACCGGCCCAUCCUGCGCAUUGACCCCUCCCGGCCCAUGACCCCCCAGCAGCGGCGCCUGCAGCAGCGGCGGCUGCAGCACCGGCUGCGCCUGCGAGAGCAGAUGAGGCUGCGGCGCCUCAAGACCACGGCAGGCCCCGUGUCCUCCACGCUGCCCCCCGUCCUGGCCACGGGCACCACCCCCACUCCCACCCCCACCCCGGGGCCCUGGGCCCUGCCGAAUCCAACCACCACAGCCUGGGAGGAGACCGAGACGGAAACCUACACAGAGGUGGUGACGGAGCUUGGGACGGAGGCGGAGGAGCUGCAGCCCGAGGAGCCGGAGCCGGAGUGGAGGGAGGGGGAGGAGGAGGAGGAGGAGGAGUGGGGGGAGGAGGAGGCGGCCACCGGCGCCACAUUCCCCUUCACCACUGUCGAGACCUACACGGUGAACUUCGGGGACUUCUGAGAGCGGGGUCCACCAGGCCCCGACCCAGCACACGCUCCACCAGUGCUUCCCGGGCCGCCCAGGCUCGUCCGCGGGCACAGGAAGGGGUCCCGGACUUCAGCCAGAGCUUGUGCAGAGGCCCCUGCCCCCCGCCGCAGCCACAUCCGGGAGCCCAGGUCACGGCAAUAAACAAGCUCAUGGCACUGACGGCUGCAUCCUGGCCAGCU